Clunio marinus is the source of this 641-nucleotide messenger RNA. The record is from the annotation of a GenBank genome assembly. Lineage: Eukaryota; Metazoa; Arthropoda; Insecta; Diptera; Chironomidae.
UUUGUGAGAACGAAACGAACUGUGUAGUUGUUUUUGAUGAGAGUUUCAAGAAAACAAAAAUGGAAUCUUUGUUCUGGAUAUUUUUUGGACUUUUAUGUUUCUUUGUAUUUUCCUUAGCAUCUUUAAAGGGAAGGAAAAUAAGACAAGAAAACAGACGACUUGCUUCAACCUCUGCAGUUAUUAUUGCUUCAAGACACCCCAACCCCAGUCAUGGGCCUUAUUUUGUCCCCGUGCAAAUCUCAACAGUUUCAAAUCACAACUUUGCAACGUCGACAAUUCCCAUGAAUGGACCGAUAACUUAUUCUAAUUUUCCAACGAACGCAAGCAUGACGAAUCAUAAUAUUUAUAACCUUCCGCCAUCAUACAACCAAGCUGUAUCAAGUGCUGUAUCUCCUUCUGUUCAUCAAGCGGAAGGAAAGACUGUUAGUUCAACUUGACAAAAGCUAUUUUAAUGAUACAAUGAAUGGAAUUCGUGCUUCAAAUUUAAAUGUAAAACUCUAAUGAAAUUUGUUUUUAUUAUUCAACAUAUUUAUAACUUAAUCUUGUAAAUGAAUACACUUAGAAAGAACAGAAAGUUUAAAUAUAUUUUGAAAGAUAAAGAAAUGCAGUUGAAAAUAUGUUCUUAAGAAUAAUGGUUUAAC